AUGAACGCGCAGCUGACCAUGGAGGCGAUCGGCGAGCUGCACGGGGUGAGCCAUGAGCCGGUGCCCGCCCCUGCCGACCUGCUGGGCGGCAGCCCUCACGCGCGCAGCUCCGUGGGGCACCGCGGCAGCCACCUGCCUCCCGCGCACCCGCGGUCCAUGGGCAUGGCGUCCCUGCUGGACGGCGGCAGCGGAGGCAGCGAUUACCACCACCACCACCGCGCCCCUGAGCACAGCCUGGCUGGCCCCCUGCACCCCACCAUGACCAUGGCCUGUGAAACUCCCCCAGGUAUGAGCAUGCCGACCACCUACACCACCUUAACCCCUCUGCAGCCGCUGCCGCCCAUCUCCACCGUGUCCGACAAGUUCCCUCACCACCAUCACCACCACCAUCACCACCACCACCCACACCACCACCAGCGCCUGGCGGGCAACGUGAGCGGUAGUUUCACACUUAUGCGGGAUGAACGCGGGCUGGCCUCCAUGAAUAACCUCUAUACCCCCUACCACAAGGACGUGGCUAGCAUGGGCCAGAGCCUCUCGCCCCUCUCUGGCUCCGGUCUGGGCAGCAUUCACAACUCCCAGCAAGGGCUUCCCCACUAUGCCCAUCCCGGAGCGGCUAUGCCCACCGACAAGAUGCUCACCCCAAAUGGCUUUGAAGCUCACCACCCUGCCAUGCUCGGUCGCCACGGAGAGCAGCACCUCACGCCCACCUCGGCCGGCAUGGUGCCCAUCAACGGCCUUCCUCCACACCAUCCCCAUGCCCACCUGAAUGCCCAGGGCCACGGACAGCUCCUGGGCACAGCCCGGGAGCCCAACCCUUCGGUGACCGGCUCGCAGGUCAGCAAUGGAAGUAAUUCAGGGCAGAUGGAAGAGAUCAAUACCAAAGAGGUGGCGCAGCGUAUCACCACCGAGCUCAAACGUUACAGCAUCCCACAGGCCAUCUUCGCGCAGAGGGUGCUCUGCCGUUCCCAGGGGACCCUUUCGGACCUGCUGCGAAACCCCAAGCCCUGGAGCAAACUCAAGUCCGGCCGGGAGACCUUCCGGAGAAUGUGGAAGUGGCUGCAGGAGCCGGAGUUCCAGCGCAUGUCCGCGCUCCGCUUAGCAGCUUGCAAAAGGAAAGAGCAAGAACACGGGAAGGAUAGAGGCAACACCCCCAAAAAGCCCAGGCUGGUCUUCACAGACGUCCAACGUCGAACUCUACAUGCAAUAUUCAAGGAAAAUAAGCGUCCGUCCAAAGAAUUACAAAUCACCAUUUCCCAGCAGCUGGGGCUGGAGCUGAGCACUGUCAGCAACUUCUUCAUGAACGCGAGAAGGAGGAGUCUGGACAAAUGGCAAGACGAGGGCAGCUCCAAUUCAGGCAACUCCUCCUCUUCAUCAAGCACUUGUACCAAAGCAUGAAGGAAGAACCACGGACUAGAACCUCGGUGGAAAAGCUUUAAAUUUAAUUUAAAAAAAGAAAAAAAAAGUUUUUAAAGACCAGGACCUCGAGAUAGCAGGUUUAUACUUAGAAAUAUUUGAAGAAAUAAAAGUGGU
Molecule: messenger RNA, 1533 nt
Organism: Peromyscus eremicus (cactus mouse)
Lineage: Eukaryota; Metazoa; Chordata; Mammalia; Rodentia; Cricetidae
Gene: Onecut1
Product: one cut homeobox 1
Exons: 2
Coding region: 1-1398 (465 amino acids)
Biological process (GO): regulation of transcription by RNA polymerase II
Cellular component (GO): nucleus
Molecular function (GO): DNA-binding transcription factor activity, RNA polymerase II-specific; RNA polymerase II cis-regulatory region sequence-specific DNA binding
Source: RefSeq, a predicted model, not a curated record